CUGCCCUGCUUCAGUGCAUUUUUUUUCUCAGCUGAAAGAGACUGCUGAAAGACUUGGGGAGCCCGGCUUUAACUGAACAAGACUCCUGUGGGCUGAAUGCACUCAACCUAAGAGUCCAGAACAUCAAGAAACAAAGCGAUACAUUCACACAGUCGAUUCGCAAACUGAUGAUAGAGAGAAAAUGUGAAGAUCUUUAGUUGUCACAGUGUUGGAGCAGUAAACAGUAACCCGGGAAAGAUGGCGAGGACACAGGCUCGCAUGUUCCUCGCCUUGGCUUUGCUGGGAAUUUUCUUUCUCGAUGCCUCGGUGAAAGGAGUGCUGCGGGGAGAGCAACAGGAGGAGGAGGAGGAGGAGAGGUCCUGUCAGGGCGCCUUCGACCUCUAUUUUGUCCUGGACAAAUCUGGAAGUGUGAAGAAUCACUGGAUAGAGAUUUACUCCUUUGUGGAGCAGUUGGCAGAGAAGUUUAUCAGCCCCAUGCUGAGAAUGUCCUUCAUAGUCUUCUCCACUCGAGGAAACAUCAUCAUGAAACUGACUGAGAACAGGGAGGCCAUUACCGGAGGCUUAAUGGCUCUGAGAAGGGUUAUCCCCGGAGGAGACACAUUUAUGAACUUAGGCCUGGAGAUGGCUAAUAUGCAGAUAUUUCAAGAGAAGCAUGGGACAGCCAGUGUUAUCAUCGCCCUGACUGAUGGAGAACUGAAUGAGUGGCAGUUCGACACGGCUCAGCGAGAGGCACAGAGGGCUAGGUCUAUGGGAGCCAUUGUUUAUUGUGUGGGCGUCAAAGAAUUCAACCAGACCCAGCUUGCAACUAUUGCAGACACUGUGGAACAUGUGUUUCCUGUGUGGGGAGGCUUCCAAGCCCUCAGGGGAAUCAUUGACUCGAUCAUUAAGAAGUCCUGUAUUGAGAUUCUAGCAGCAGAGCCGUCCAGUGUGUGUGCAGGAGAGAGUUUUCAGGUGGUGGUGAGAGGCAAUGGUUUUCUCCAUGCCAGAAACAUUGAUCAGGUCCUCUGCAGCUUCAAACUGAAUGAGACACACAGUGUGGAUGAGCGACCAGCUGGAAUAGAGGAUACCUUCCUGCUCUGUCCUGCUCCUGUUGUAGAGGAGGUUGGGAGGGAGAUCUACCUGCAAGUGAGCAUGAAUGAGGGCCUCUCCUACAUCACCAGCUCUGUUCAUAUCACUACUACUGAAUGUUUUGACGGCACCAUUGUGCUGAUAUCGUUGCUGGUGGUGUUCCUGCUGUUGGGUCUGCUGCUGAUGUGGUGGUUCUGGCCUCUCUGCUGCACUGUGGUAAUCAAAGAACCUCCACCACCUCCACCUCCAGAGCCAGACUCGGAUGACGAUGAUGGGAUGCCAAAAAAGAGGUGGCCCACAGUGGAUGCAUCUUACUAUGGAGGAAGAGGUGUGGGUGGCAUCAAGCGCAUGGAGGUGCGAUGGGGGGAGAAGGGAUCCACCGAGGAAGGUGCUAAGCUGGACAAACCUAAAAACGCGGUUGUAAAGAUGCCAGAACAGGAAUUUGAACCCUAUGAGCCCAAACCUCGAAAACCACCCCGCCGCCCCCCACAGCAGAGGAGGUGGUACACACCCAUUAAGGGGAAGCUAGAUGCUCUGUGGGCUCUGUUCAGGAGAGGUUAUGACCAGGUAUCUCUGAUGAGACCACAGCCUGGAGAUCAGGGUCGCUGUAUUCGUUUCCAGCGGGUCAAAGAAGAGGAGUCUACCCCAAACAACAACCGAGCUCCUCCUCAUCCUCCUCCGCCUGUUGAACAGCGACCUCUGGUCUCCAAUUCUGUCCCCCGUACAAAGCCUCCAUCGAGAGGGCCCCGCACCACGCCACCCUCCCGCGCACCCCCUCCCAUGGUCCAAGCCCCUCCAGUUCCACCCCCAACUCGUGCACCCCCGGGGCCCCCAGGACCCCCGCCAUCCCGACCCCCACCCAGGCUCUGAUGACGAAGAGUGGGCCUCUGAUAAACAACUGAUACAUCAACUCAUUCUAUAAAAAACAUGUCCUCCUUUCACCCCAAAGACUCACAGACAGCAGAGAGGCGUAAAAUCUUAUAAGCCAGGAGCUCAUAUUUGAAGCUCUGUGCUUUGUUGCUGGACAGCAAAAAAUAUUUAUCUGAUAUCAAAAUCAGCUACUGAGUUCCAUCAAGAUAACAUUUUUAUAUAAAAAAAAAAACAAAAAAUAUCCUAACAUCAUAGAAAAAUGAGCAUGUAGUUAUCUGAUUAAGCCUGUAUGUACAUUAUUAGAGGUCAUGUUGACUUAAGUGGUAAGAGUAAGUGCAAACAUUUCUGGGAAUUCAGCAGAAAGGAUUUAUGUGUUGUUGAAAGUUAGCUUGUGACAGUUUGUGUAUGAAAGGUGAAGAUACUAAAUACUGUAGGUUUGCAGAGUAUAGUAAUGUUGAGCAAGGAUGUGGCGAUAAAUACAGCAUGUAGUGAAAGAUAAUUGUAAUGUUGGUGGUGUUGGCUUUGGUUUUUAAAUGUACACUAUCUUAGGUUGCUAAAAAUCACACUGUUGCAUCAUUUUACUUUUUCAACCAAAGAAACUUUUUUCUACACCUUAGUUAAAAUUUUGUGUAAAAGUUCAGUGACCUUAUUGCAACUGCAGGGCAGUUUCUCCAUAUUUUAUUUAUUUUAAUACAGGGCCUGUCUGCAUCUGUUUUCUAUUUAGUAUCAGGUGGAUUUCUUUGUUUUCGAGUCUUUGAGGAAGGGAAAUAUCUAGGUGGUUAUUAGGAAGCAUUCUGGUAUGGCAUCUGAUGUGUUUGUAGUCUUGUUAACACUUUGAAAGAUUGCAUUGGAAAUUAGUAUCUUCAGGGUUCUCCUGUAUUCUGCAUUUAAUGACCGAAAUGAUCAUUUGCAUUAUUUCUUUAUUAACAACUUUUUGUGACCAUCUUCAAUAAACAAAAUGUUUUUUA
Messenger RNA from Lates calcarifer (barramundi perch), 2906 nucleotides. It is a transcript of the gene antxr1d, whose product is annotated as ANTXR cell adhesion molecule 1d. The record is from RefSeq and is a predicted model, not a curated record. The transcript is spliced from 18 exons. Bases 238 to 1938 code for a protein of 566 amino acids. Lineage: Eukaryota; Metazoa; Chordata; Actinopteri; Centropomidae. Gene Ontology annotation, cellular component: membrane. Gene Ontology annotation, molecular function: signaling receptor activity.